Messenger RNA from Symbiodinium sp. CCMP2592, 780 nucleotides. NCBI's taxonomy places the organism in Eukaryota, Dinophyceae, Suessiales, Symbiodiniaceae. The record is from the annotation of a GenBank genome assembly.
AUGUACUGGUCCUACCGGGCCAUGUUUCUUGGAAGUAGCGCAUUCCGACGUCCCAUCAAGGUAGGCUACAUGGGCCAGGGCGCAGAGCAUAGCUCCUGCCGCAUCGAGCGAUUCCUGCAGAGCAGUGACGACGACGAGGACGACAUCCCGGAUUUCAAGGACGGCUUCGGGAGGCGGCAAGCGCAGAAGGCCAACUGGCAGGUCAUGAACCUCUCCACUCCGGCGAACUACUUCCAUGCACUGCGUCGGCAACAGCAUCGGGAUUUCAGGAAGCCGAUGGUUGUAGCCUCACCGAAGAAUCUGUUCCGCCUGCGGCAGUGUGUGAGCCCCAUUUCCGACAUGGAGGCAGACACGCGAUUUCAGCGCCUUAUUGGCGAGCGAGACCCGGAGAUUGCGGGCAACCCCGACAAGGUGGAGCGCCUGAUCUUCUGCAGCGGAAAGAUCUACUACGAGUUGGUGGCGGAGCGAGAGAGGCUCGGCCUGAAGAAUGUGGCCAUCGUCACCAUCGAACAGCUUGCGCCCUUCCCCUUCGACCGGGUAAAGCAGGUCAUGGCAACCUACAAGAACGUGGAUGCUGGGGAUGGCGUUCAUCCUGGGCAGUUCGUGUGGUGCCAGGAAGAGCCGAAAAACAUGGGCCCUUGGACCUACGUGCGCCCGCGCUUCGUGACGACAGCCCGCGAGGGCUUCGACACGGAGCGAUGCUACAUGCUUUGCGAGCUUCGCGCAUGGAGGGAGCGUGAGUUCUGUCGGGAGACUGCAGAAGCCGACAAGGCCGAGUAG